CUUUUAAUUUGACGGUUCCGAGUCUUAUCAUACCGGAUGUGCUGACGUAGUUUGUGUAAACUUGAAGCGGCCGGUCAGCGGAAGGUCGCUCCACAACAACAACAAACAACAACAAACAGACUGCAGAAAGUUAAAGGUUAAACUCCGAAUUUUGUUCUUCACUGUGAGCGGGAAAUAUACGACUUCCGGUCGCAGUUUGAACGAAGUAACUAAAGAGCUAACAGGCUAACCGGGUUAGCUCCAGGCUAGCUGAACUCCAUUCAUCUCUGCUGGCGAAGUUAGCCGUUAGCAUGCAGUGUGUUAAUGUGGUGAAGAAGAGGAGUCUGGACGGGGACGUGGAGCCGUGGAGCUGCAGAGCGAAGCGUGUGUGUUUGGGGGUGGAGCUCCAGGUGACUGAGUGUCCAAUGGAAACGUCCCACAGCUUUGAAGUAUCCAAUCAGCAACAAGAACAGCAGCUGCAGGUCGGUCCGGUCCGGUCCAGAACGUCUCUCUGCUGCCCCCGGUGUCUGCGAGGGGAACCGGGUCACUUCAGUCACAUCACAGGCCACUGAAGGGUUAAUCAAUAAGUUGACCGGAGGAGCCGAUCGAUCAGCUGACUUGUCUCUCAGCCGUCCAAUGAGACUUCACUCCUGCUGGAUGAUGUCAUCAUGACCACGCCCACUGAACGGACCAGUCUGGUGCUUCCUUGUGACAUUUUAUUAUUAAUUUACAUUCCUGCUGAUUCAGUUUCAUUCACACUUCCUAAGCCAAUCAGGAAGACCGUUUAGUCGUUAUGAUGACUUAAACUUCAAUGAUCUGUAAACAAAUUUUUGUUGAUGUAUUCAGGGACAAUCUGAGUUUGAGCAUUUUAGAUCAUUUUCAAGUUAAAUCAGUUUGGAAAACGACUGAUUGAUUCCAGGGUUUAAGUUUGUAACAGCUCUCCAGGAGCCCGUCGGUGCUCAGAUAUCCAUGUGUCCCUGAAUGCACCGUUAUCAGCAGGAAUGAUUCUAAAGCCCCGCCCCCAUGCCUCUCCUAGCCAAUCAUAUGGCCUCUCCGCUAACGAGUACUAAUUAUUAAUCAGUGGUUGGUCACCCUGACUCGACCUUUGACCUCCAGGUAAGGGCUAUUUCACCUGUUAGCUCGUUAGCUUAGCUUGAUGGCUAACUCCAGCUAAACGUAAGGCGACUUUAUAAAUGUUUAACUCAGGAAACGUCUGUUUCUUUUAUUAAAAAUAAUUAAGAGAUCAUGAGAUCAUUCUAAAAAGGGACUAAAUGGAUUCUUGAAUCAGUGAAAUAUUAAUGUCUGAAAUCUAUAUUUUUAUAUUGUGAAUUAGUUUUUAUUAAUCUGACUGAAUGUGAUGCAGCGUCCUGCAGAGCUCUAUUUUUGAUGACAUCAUUUCCUGCUUUAAGACUGACCAAUCAGAGUGCAGCUUUGUACCACAGACUGAUUUCAAAAUAAAACAUUGUAAUAAAA
Molecule: messenger RNA, 1452 nt
Organism: Centropristis striata (black sea bass)
Lineage: Eukaryota; Metazoa; Chordata; Actinopteri; Perciformes; Serranidae
Exons: 4
Coding region: 291-551 (86 amino acids)
Source: RefSeq, a predicted model, not a curated record